AUGGGAGUGAUUGGUCUGACCGCCGUCGAGGUGCUCGCCUUCUGCCUCGGCCUGGGCCUCGUGCUCGCCGUCCUCAUCGUUGUCUGCAAUUGCGUGUCCACGUGUUGGGAGAUGUUGUCGCAUCGACGGAAGAAGCAACGGAUCGAGAAGUUGCCGGACGACUACGUGGACGAGAUCCACCGCCUUCUGCAGCGGAAUCAGAAGCCGUGCGAGUACGAUUGCGUCGUCGUCGAGUCCAGGAGACAGUCCGCGCAUUUGGAGGUGAGCAAUCAUGAACACUUUUUUAUUGAAACUCUUUCAAGCACCUCUUUGCAGUACAUUUCGGAUGCUCGAGUGGAGCCCACUCCCCCUCCGCAGCAAGUUAUAACUCGAAAGUCUGUCGAGAAGAAGACUCCGACCAAAAGUGUCCGGAUGGAGAGCGAGGUACGUCUUGAAGUGCUCAAAAAAGCUCAAAGAGCCUCAACGUUUGCAGGAGAACAUGAACACGAACACGACGAACUCGCAGUCGACGAUAACCGCUUCGGAGAACGGAGAGGCGCUCGGACCGUUGAUGGUGGACGGGAAGAGCAAGCGACGGACUUGGGGACGGCUCAGCAGUUCCCUUUUCGACACUGUCAUGAUGCCUUCGUUGGACACGACGACGACUGAAGACGACGUCGAGACGACGUGA
Messenger RNA from Caenorhabditis sp. 36 PRJEB53466, 670 nucleotides. The record is from the annotation of a GenBank genome assembly. NCBI's taxonomy places the organism in Eukaryota, Metazoa, Nematoda, Chromadorea, Rhabditida, Rhabditidae.